Haliaeetus leucocephalus (bald eagle) is the source of this 894-nucleotide messenger RNA. It is a transcript of the gene TLX1, whose product is annotated as T-cell leukemia homeobox 1. Gene Ontology annotation, molecular function: DNA-binding transcription factor activity, RNA polymerase II-specific; RNA polymerase II cis-regulatory region sequence-specific DNA binding. Gene Ontology annotation, biological process: animal organ development; regulation of transcription by RNA polymerase II. The record is from RefSeq and is a predicted model, not a curated record. Gene Ontology annotation, cellular component: nucleus. The transcript is spliced from 3 exons. NCBI's taxonomy places the organism in Eukaryota, Metazoa, Chordata, Aves, Accipitriformes, Accipitridae. The coding region runs from base 1 to 894 and encodes 297 amino acids.
AUGGAGCACCUCGGGGCUCACCACCUGCACCAAGGCCAAGCCGAGCCCAUCAGCUUCGGCAUCGACCAGAUCCUCAACACGUCGGAGCCGGGCAGCUGCAUGGUGUCGCACCCGCGGCUGCAGGACUCGGCGGACUACGGGCUGGGCUGCAUCGUGGGCAGCGCCUACAACACGGUCACGGGUGGCUACGGGGCGAGCGGCGGCGCGGCCGGCGCCUACACCGGCACCUCCUGCAGCAUGGGCGGCCUGCCCGGCUCCUACAACGUGAACAUGGCGGUGAGCAUGAACGGCAACACCUUGAGCUCGGCCGGGGGGGUGAUCCGCGUCCCGGCCCAUCGCCCGGUGACCGGCGGCGUGCACCAGCCCCUCUCCGCCGCCGUGCCGGCGGUGAACGGCAUGAACAGUCUCACGGGGCUCACCUUUCCCUGGAUGGAGAGCAACAGGCGGUACACAAAAGACAGGUUCACAGGUCACCCCUACCAGAACCGCACGCCUCCCAAGAAGAAGAAGCCGCGCACCUCCUUCACCCGCCUGCAGAUCUGCGAGCUGGAGAAGCGCUUCCACCGGCAAAAAUACCUGGCCUCGGCCGAGCGUGCUGCCCUGGCCAAGGCCCUCAAGAUGACGGACGCCCAGGUGAAGACCUGGUUCCAGAACCGGCGCACCAAGUGGAGGAGGCAGACGGCGGAGGAGCGGGAGGCCGAGCGGCAGCAAGCGAACCGCAUCCUCAUGCAGCUGCAGCAGGAGGCCUUCCAAAAAACCAUCAACCAGCCCAUCCAAGCCGACCCCAUCUGUGUCCACAACUCCUCUCUCUUCGCCCUCCAGAACCUCCAGCCUUGGUCUGAUGACUCCACCAAGAUCACCAGCGUCACCACUGUCGCCUCCGCUUGCGAAUAA